AUGAGUUUCCCACGACACAGGCACAGUGUAUCCGAGCCUCGCUACGACGACGAGGACAUGAAGAUGUAUCCCGUCACCACCAAGCAACAGCAUGCUCUUGAUAUCGAGGACCAAUUCAUCGCGAGUGAUCUAUCCGGUGCCAAGAUGAAUGAAAAACACGAGGACAACUCAAUCCCUCGAGAGGGUCUCACCCUUCGACAACGCUUAAAGCACUUUACCUUUGCUUGGUACUCCUGCACUAUGUCAACUGGCGGCGUCGCCUUUACCCUCUCAGUUAUUCCUAAUCGCUUUCCCGGCCUCACCCAGAUUGGCCUCGGGCUCUUCGUUAUUAAUGUUAUCCUCUUUAUAACCUUCACCGCUCUUAUGAUUGCUCGCUUUAUAAUUCACCCAGGCACCUUACGACACGCCUUUCUUAAUCCACACGAAGGUUUCUUCUCCGCUACCUUUUGGCUGACUCUAGCCACCAUGAUGUCCAAUAGUACCGCAUAUAUCCUACCCCACGCCGGAUCUUGGCUUCCUGUCGUCCUACGCUACUCAUUCUGGACCUACACAGCUCUGGUCACGGCUCAUGCUAUCUUCUACUAUAAUAUCCUAUUUACUCAUCACAAAUUAGUCAUUACAAAUGUUCUCCCUGGCUGGGUCCUGCCAAUCUUUCCACCUAUGCUUGUUGGCACUUUGGCCUCUGCCAUUGCUCGCAGUCAACCACCACAGCAAGCCUUGACCAUCCUCGUCGCCGGUCUCUCCUAUCAGGGACUCGGUAUGAUGAUUGCCAUAUUCAUGUACAGCCUUUAUUUUGGUCGUCUGCUAACCUGCGGCUUACCGGUCGAUAUGUCACGCCCUGCCAUGUUCAUUGCUGUUGGCCCACCAUCAUUCACCGCCUUGGCAUUUAUCGGAAUGGCCCAGAGUGUCACUCAAGCUGAUAUUUUUCAAACUGACAUUGGUUUGGAUGGAAUCGACUCUGCUCUCAUUGCUCCAAUACUCCUCCUACUCGCGCUCAUUGCUGCCAUCUUCCUCUGGAUGCUCUCCUUUUGGUUCUUCGCCAUCGCGCUCCUUGCCACCAUCGAAGCCAUUCCCCGCAAUGACUUUCACCUCAAUUGGUAUGCCUACGUUUUCCCGAAUGUUGGCUUUACCAUUGCCACCAUCAAGAUAGGUGAGAGACUUAUGGCACCCGCAAUCCUUGGUAUCGGCAUUGGCAUGGCCUCAGUCAUCUUUGUACUUUGGGUGUUGAUUGUAGUGUGUCACAUCAAGGCAGUCAUUAACAAGCAAAUCUGUUGGCCUGGAAAGGAUGAGGAUGCCCAUUGA
Blumeria graminis f. sp. triticale is the source of this 1302-nucleotide messenger RNA. NCBI's taxonomy places the organism in Eukaryota, Fungi, Ascomycota, Leotiomycetes, Helotiales, Erysiphaceae. The record is from the annotation of a GenBank genome assembly.